AUGCUUAUAACUACAGUUUUUACAACUGCCACAGAGCCUCCGGUUGAUGCACCAAAGUUUAUCUUGAAUGACGGAUUGCCAAUAAUAGAUGGUGUAAACUCGUCCCAAGUCAGCCUUUCCUGUGACGCUGAAGGUGGCUUCCCUGCAGUAAGCUCAAUCAACAUUUCAUGUCUUGGGCGGAAUAUCAAGCACGAUGGAAAUGCUUUAAAAUUAUUGCUAGACGUUAAGAAAGAGGAUGAUGAUAAGGUGUGCACAUGCUCAGCCUACCAUCAGUCAGAACGCUAUACAAAUAACACCUCUAGUUUGACAGUCGUAGUUUUU
Messenger RNA from Lymnaea stagnalis (great pond snail), 321 nucleotides. The record is from the annotation of a GenBank genome assembly. NCBI's taxonomy places the organism in Eukaryota, Metazoa, Mollusca, Gastropoda, Lymnaeidae.